AUGCUGUUUAAGCUGCUGUUGAUUUGUUCACUGACGGUCCUUGGAUGUGGGAGCGAGAAGUUGACAGACGAUCAGAUUGCCGAAGUUUUGAAAAUCCACAACAAGUUGAGAAAAAAUGAAGGCGCUUCUGAUAUGAAAGUUCUCAGAUGGAAUGGAGCUUUAGCCGAGAAAGCAGAUGCAUGGAGUGAAAAAUGUGUUUUCGAGCACGGCAAUCCAGACAUGCCUAAAUCUAACUUCUACAUCGGUCAGAACCUUUACGCGUCUAGCCAGGCUCCGGAAACUGUGAAUUAUGAGAGUGUUGUUAGGUACUGGUUCAGCGAGAAAGAAAACUACAAUUUAUCCACAAGAACCUGUGCCAAGGAUAAAAUCUGUGGUCACUACACUCAGGUGGUGUGGGCAAAAACAACAGACCUCGGAUGUGCACAUGCAGUCUGCCAGAAACUGGGGAACCUCUACUACACCAACGGUCUCUUCGUCGUCUGCAACUAUGCACCCGGGUGA
Messenger RNA from Helobdella robusta, 501 nucleotides. RefSeq lists its product as hypothetical. The record is from RefSeq and is a predicted model, not a curated record. Gene Ontology annotation, cellular component: extracellular region. Lineage: Eukaryota; Metazoa; Annelida; Clitellata; Rhynchobdellida; Glossiphoniidae. The transcript is spliced from 3 exons. Bases 1 to 501 code for a protein of 166 amino acids.